GUGUUAACACAAUCAUAUUUCCCUACAGAUAGUCCGGGGAUAAAUUUUUAUCCUAACACCGAAAAUAUGGCGUCGAUUGUUCGUGCUGUCAAAGUUUGUAGAAGUUCCGUUUACAAUGUAAUCCGAUGUACACAUUCACAUUCAGGAGUGCACCAUGGUUUCCCUGAGUCAUCAUUUCCAAAAAUUACAACACAUUACACUGUCAACCCAAGAGAAAAUGAUAAAAGAUGGGCAGAUGUUGACAUGGAGAGGUUUGCAGAUGAGGCAGAUGUUGUCAUUGUCGGCGGAGGACCAGCAGGUCUCUCUGCAGCUUGUAGACUUAAACAGUUAGCUAAUGAACAAGAAAAGGAACUCAGAGUUUGUCUUGUUGAAAAGGCAGCAGAAAUUGGUGGUCACACGUUAUCAGGGGCAUGUAUAGAAACAAGAGCACUUGAUGAACUCUUCCCAGACUGGAAAGAAAGAGAUGUGAGAUGUUUUAAGUCUAUAGCCUUAUAAUAUAGAGAGAUUAUUUAUGUUUUAAUUCCUUUUAAUUAGUUUCAAGAAUUACGCAAGUCUAGUUUCUACUGUACCAUUUUUUAAGUUUUUAGUUUCAUUAGCAUACAUCUUUGCGAGUUUCGACAGAGACUUCUUUUUUGUUGGGAUAUGAUUUUUUCUUGCCUUCAUACUUAAAAAAUGAAAUAAAUGAGAAAAAGUUAUAUAUUCAUGGGCCAUGGCACAACCAUGAAGAUUAGAAUAAUAAUGAUUGUAAGUAUGCAGUCAUAGUUCUUUCUAGGGAAGGCAGUAAUGUUCUGACAUAGUCCUCAUAAUGAAUUCAAUUUGAACAAAGUUUUACAGUUUGAAGGGUAUGGUUGCCCAUGUUUUUGGUAAUGGAUGCUCAUAUAUGGUAUCCAUAUGAAAUUUGUAGAGGACUUCAAAUUCAGAUAUUCUAGAAUAUCUACAGCAUCAGCAAAUGUUGUUUUAGAGAAAAGCUCACUCAUGUCAUGACAAAAAUGUAUUUUAUUUAAAUGCAAUUUCAACAAUAUUUAAAACCUUUGUUUUACAUGCAGGUCGUAAGUUGUCUUCUUUCUGGAUUGCUAUUUAAAGCUGCAUGAUCUGUGUGCCAGGAAAACAAGUUUUAAACUUUAAGCUUACCAUUCCUUGCUUCAUAUUAUUCCUAUCCCUUUGCUUUGUGAGAUCUGUUAAAUCUCUGUAUAGUUUCUUUUCAUUUUUACAACAUUCAGAUUGUAAAUUCUUUCAGCAGAUGAAAUGAACUUCUUCUUGUCAGUGUUUAUUUUGAUUCUUAUUCUACUUCCUU
Mercenaria mercenaria is the source of this 1294-nucleotide messenger RNA. Its product is annotated as electron transfer flavoprotein-ubiquinone oxidoreductase, mitochondrial-like. Gene Ontology annotation, molecular function: electron-transferring-flavoprotein dehydrogenase activity. Lineage: Eukaryota; Metazoa; Mollusca; Bivalvia; Venerida; Veneridae. Bases 67 to 495 code for a protein of 142 amino acids. Gene Ontology annotation, cellular component: mitochondrial inner membrane. Gene Ontology annotation, biological process: electron transport chain. The transcript has 4 exons. The record is from RefSeq and is a predicted model, not a curated record.